GCCAAGUUCAUCAUCCUAGAGCAGGCGUUCCUGGAGGCGCUGCAUGCGGGCGACUCCGCGGCAGCGCUGGCCUGCCUGCGGGAGCAGCUGGCGCCGCUGGGCGUCAACCCCGAGCGCCUGCACCAGCUCGCGGCCUGCCUCAUGUGUGGCGCGGGACCUGCAGCCCUGCCCCAGCCCAGCGGCUGGCAGGGCGAGCCGCCCUGCGACGCGCGGCACCAGGUGCUGCGCCGCCUGCAGGUGGUCAUCCCGCCGGAGGUCAUGCUGCCCGAGCGGCGGCUGGAGGAGCUUGUGGAGCAGGCGCUGGUGGCGCAGAUCGAUGCCUGCUGCUUCCACAACACCCCAGCCGCCCGCCCCUCCCUGUUGAGCGACUACACCUGCGGCACAGAGCAGAUCCCCACCUGCACCACACAGGUACUUCUGAACCACAGCGAUGAGGUGUGGCACCUGCAGUUCUCGCACGACGGCGAGAUGCUGGCCUCGUGCGGAAAGGACCAGACCGCCAUCAUCUGGGACGCAGGCGGUGGCGCGCGCGGCAGCACCGUCAGCAAGCGGCACGUGCUGCGCGGUCACAGCGGGCCCAUCGCCUUCCUGUGCUGGAGCCCCGACGACAGCAAGCUGGCCACCUGCGGUGAGGCGGCCCUCGGCCAGGAUGCGCUGCGGCUGUGGGAUGUGGCCAGCGGGGAGUGCCUGGGGGUGCUGCGCCACCACAAAGACCCCGUGACCUGCGCCGCCUGGUUCCCAGACGGCCGCCGCCUGGUGACGGGCAGCCACGACAAGCAGCUGUGCGUGGUGGGGCUGGAUGGCAGCGUGGAGCGGCAGUGGCGCAUCCAGCGGAUCCAGGAGGUGGUGGUGGCCAAGGGCGGGCGCUACAUCCUGGCCACCACGUGCGAGCGCAAGGUGCGCGUGUAUGACCUCGAAGGCGACAGCGAGAGCUACAUACCCGAGGCGGAGACGCUCAUCUCCAUGAGCCUUUCGCGCGACGGCCGCUACCUGCUGGUCAACCUGACCAGCAACUCGAUGCACCUGUGGGACCUCGGGGACGCGCCGCGGGAGAUGCACCUGCCCGCCAUGCCCUGCGCCAGCUACCAGGGAGCCAACCAGAGCCGGUUUGUGGUGCGCUCGUGCCUGGGGGGGCUGGACGACCGCUUUGUGCUGACGGGCAGCGAGGAGUGCCGCGUGUAUGUCUACCACCGCGCAACGGGCGAGCGGCUGCUGUCUCUGGAGGGCCACAGCGGCACCGUCAACUCUGUGGCGUGGAACCCCACAGACCCACACAUGUUUGCCAGCGCCAGCGACGACAAGAGCAUCCACGUGUGG
Chlorella variabilis is the source of this 1317-nucleotide messenger RNA. RefSeq lists its product as hypothetical. Gene Ontology annotation, molecular function: protein binding. Lineage: Eukaryota; Viridiplantae; Chlorophyta; Trebouxiophyceae; Chlorellales; Chlorellaceae. The record is from RefSeq and is a predicted model, not a curated record. The transcript is spliced from 7 exons. The annotation marks the transcript as partial.